This is a messenger RNA of Notolabrus celidotus (New Zealand spotty), 2387 nucleotides long. RefSeq names its product glutamate receptor ionotropic, kainate 5-like. Gene Ontology annotation, cellular component: kainate selective glutamate receptor complex; postsynaptic membrane; plasma membrane. The record is from RefSeq and is a predicted model, not a curated record. Gene Ontology annotation, biological process: synaptic transmission, glutamatergic; modulation of chemical synaptic transmission. Gene Ontology annotation, molecular function: kainate selective glutamate receptor activity; transmitter-gated monoatomic ion channel activity involved in regulation of postsynaptic membrane potential. NCBI's taxonomy places the organism in Eukaryota, Metazoa, Chordata, Actinopteri, Labriformes, Labridae.
ACGAGCUGGGGAUGACGUCAGCCUUCUACAAGUACAUCCUCACCACCAUGGACUUCCCUCUGCUGCGGCUGGACGACGUGGUGGACGGACAGUCCAACAUCAUCGGCUUCUCCAUGCUGAACACCAGUCAUUCCUUCUACCUGGAGUUCAUCAGGAGCCUCAACCUGUCCUGGAGGGAAGGCUGCGAUAUCAGCCCGUACCCGGGACCGGCGCUGUCGUCGGCGCUGAUGUUCGACGCGGUUCACGUGGUGGUGAGCGCCGUGCGAGAGCUGAACCGCAGUCAGGAGAUCGGAGUGAAGCCGCUGAGCUGCACCUCCCCGCUGAUCUGGCAGCAUGGAACCAGCCUCAUGAACUACCUGAGAAUGGUGGAGUACGACGGUCUGACGGGUCACAUGAGUCAACAGCAAGGCCAGAGGACCAAUUAUACCCUGAAGAUCCUGGAGAAGUCGGAGGUCAGAUGGGGUCACCGCCAGAUUGGAACCUGGUACUCCAACACGCUGCUCAUGAACUCCACGUCUCUGGACCUCAACGCCUCAGAGACGCUGGCGAACAAGACGCUGAUCGUCACCACCAUCCUGGAAAACCCGUACGUGAUGCGGAAGUCGAACUACCAGGAGUUCCAUGGGAACGACCAGUACGAGGGUUUCUGUGUGGACAUGCUGCGGGAGCUGUCGGACAUCUUGAAGUUCUCCUUUAAGAUCAAGCUGGUGGACGACGGGCUGUACGGAGCGCCGGAGCCCAGCAGCUGGACGGGGAUGGUGGGAGAGCUGAUCAACAGGAAAGCAGACCUGGCCGUCGCCGGCUUCACCAUCACCUCGAGAGAGAAAGUGAUCGACUUCUCCAAACCCUUCAUGACUCUGGGGAGCAUCCUGUACCGCGUCCACCUGGGUCGUAAACCGGUUAUUUUCUCCUUCCUGGAUCCGUUCCCCGCUGUCUGGCUCUUCAUGCUGCUGGCGUACCUCGCCGUCAGCUGUGUCCUCUUCCUCGCCGCCAGACUCAGCCCGUACGAGUGGUACAACCCUCACCCGUGUCUGCGUGAGCCGGACGUCCUGGAGAACCAGUACACUCUGGGAACAGCCUGUGUGUCAACUUCACCGCCUCUCUUCUUUCAGAACUCGCGGUACCAGACGUACCAGCGGAUGUGGAACUACAUGUACUCCAAGCAGCCGAGCGUGUUCGUGAAGAGCACCGAGGAGGGCAUCGCCCGCGUCCUCAACUCCAAGUACGCCUUCCUGAUGGAGAGCACCAUGAACGAGUACUACCGCAGCCUCAACUGCAACCUCACGCAGAUCGGGGGGCUGCUGGACACCAAGGGAUACGGCAUCGGCAUGCCUCUGGGCUCCCCGUUCAGAGACGAGAUCACUCUGGGGAUCCUACAGCUGCAGGAGAACAACAGGCUGGAGAUCCUGAAGAGACGCUGGUGGGAGGGAGGACAGUGUCCCAAAGAGGAGGACCACCGGGCCAAAGGUCUCGGUAUGGAGAACAUCGGAGGGAUCUUUGUGGUCCUGAUCUGCGGCCUCAUCAUCGCCGUCUUCGUGGCCAUCAUGGAGUUUGUGUGGUCGACGCGCCGCACCGCAGAGACGGACGAGGUCUCUGUCUGUCAGGAGAUGCUCACAGAGUUCAGGAACGCCGUCUCCUGUAAGAAAAGUUCUCGUUCUCGUCGCCGCCGCCCUCUGAGCAGCGCCGGGGGCGGAGUCCUGCGCCACCCGUCCCGCCUGGCUCUGGCGGCGCCUCGUCCGAUCCGCCUGGUCCGCGACAUGCGCCUCAGCAAUGGUAAACUGUACAGCGGUGCCGGUCCUCUAACGGGGGGGCCACCGGGGCUGGGACUGGGAGGAGUCCCUGAUCUGGGCCCGGGGCCACAGAGGCUCUUGGAGGACCCGCUUGGCGCCAACGCCACCAACAAUCCAGCCCUGGUGGCUCCGCCCGCGCCGCCACGCAGCUUCCUGCAGGCCUGCAGCCACGUGAGGAUCUGUCAGGAGUGCCGGCGGAUCCAGAGCCUUCGACCCGCCACCCUCACCCCGCCUCCUCCUCCUCCUCCCUCCUCGUCCUCCUCCGCCUCUUCCUGCUCGAGGAUCCCUCCAUCCGCACCGGCGCCAGGUCACCAUCCACGCCACGACCCUCACCACCACCUCCACUACCACCUAGGCUCCAUGUCGCUGCCCCGCCUCCCGCCGCCGCCGCCUCCAAUCCCAGCAGACAGAGCCGACAGCGACGGAGGGGGAGGCGGAGGCGGAGGUGGAGGCGGAGGCGGAGGGGGAGGGGGAGGGGGAGGGGCGAGGAGUCCACGGCGGUGUAACGCCAAACCGCCACCGCCACCUCGGCCGGUCCCUCCUCCAAAGACACCAACACGCCCGCCCACAGACUUACUGGGGGGGCACGACUGUUAG